This is a messenger RNA of Gasterosteus aculeatus aculeatus (three-spined stickleback), 17264 nucleotides long. NCBI's taxonomy places the organism in Eukaryota, Metazoa, Chordata, Actinopteri, Perciformes, Gasterosteidae. The record is from RefSeq and is a predicted model, not a curated record.
AUGGAGGAGAGAGUGGAGCGAGUGCUGUCCCCGCGCCUGCAGCUUGAAGUCAGCUGCGCUGAGGUGUAUCAGUACAACACCCAGGCCUGGAGGCUCGAUGUGGACAGGAUGCGCGCCAAGCAUGGGGGCGACGACGGCAUUGCACUGUACUACAAACACCAGGGUCCGAAGGCCUCCUGUUUCCUGUACAAACCCCCGGAGACGGAGAACCUGAUGGUGAACAAGACAGUGAGGACAUGCUGUGAGGGUUGGGGAGGACCACGCUGCUCUGAGGGUGUGGGCGUGCGUGGCCGGUGUUUCUCUACGUGGAGUUGUGAGGACUUCCCUGGAGUUCAUAACUCUUCUCUCAUGCCGAUGGAGCAGUGCUGCAGCACUUUAUGGGGGCUGAGCUGGAAGAACGCCUCGGACCAGACCUGCCUGUCCUGCUCCUACACUCUUCUUCCGGACUCCCAGUCCUCCCCUUUGGUGCGCGGCGGGCUGCUGGGGAGCGUCAGGGCACCUCAGAGCUCGGCCACAUGCAUGUCCUGGGGUGGAGCCCACUACCGCACUUUUGACAGGAAGCACUUCCACUUCCAGGGCAGCUGCACUUACCUGCUGGCCUCAUCCACUGACGGCACCUGGGCAGUCUACAUCACUACGGUCUGUGACGGGAGAGGAGACUGCAGCAAGGCUUUGAGGAUGAUGUUUGGUCUCGAUUUGGUUUCAAUUCAACACAAGAACUUAACGCUGAACAGCCUCAGUGUUCCAAAUGGAAAAGCACUCUUUGAAAAUGGAGUGAGUGUUCACUGGCUGGGGGACUUUGUGUUUGUGGAGAGCGGCCUUGGAGUAAGAGUGAAGUUUGACCUGACCAACACCGUCUACCUGACGGUGACCGGCGAGCACCUGGCAGCCACCAGGGGCCUGUGUGGAGUCUACGACAACAGCGCCGACGACGACUUCACCACGAUGGGCGGAGCUGUGUCCCAGUUCGCCGCCAGCUUCGGCAACUCGUGGAAAGUUCCAGACCAGCAAAACGAAGGCUGCAGCGACGCGGCCGAGCUCGGCCACAGCUGCGACGUCUCGGGAGACGAGGUCCUACAAGGGCGGGCGGAGUCAGUGUGUCGACGCCUGCUGGAAGACCCCUUCACACACUGCCACCAGCGGUUGGAGCCAGCAGCGUAUAUGGACACUUGUCUCUACCUGUACUGCAGCCUCCCACCCAAGGACCGGGAUUCAGCAGUGUGCGACACCCUGGCCAGCUACGCCCGAGAGUGUGCUCAGCUACAUGUCAUCAUAGUGUGGAGGACAAACACGCUGUGUGGUCGCGUCUGUCCCAGAGGUCAGGUGUUCUCAGACUGUGUGUCCUCCUGUUCCCCCAGCUGUGCGUCUCCCCAGCCACCCGGGCCAGCUGCAGCCAUGGGCCAGUGCAGGGAGGAGUGUGUGGGUGGCUGCGAGUGUCCCCGAGACCUUUACCUCCACCAGGGCCUCUGUUUAACAAGAGACAAAUGUCCAUGUUUCCAUCGAAGACGCACCUACCAGUCAGGGGAAAGGAUACAGCAGAGAUGCAACACCUGUCUGUGCAGAGCAGGCCAAUGGCAGUGUACUGGAGAGAAGUGUGCAGCUCAGUGUAGCCUGAUAGGGGCGCUACAGGUGACCACGUUUGACAAAAAAAGGUACUCACUGCAGGGAGGAGACUGUUCCUACACUGCUGUGGAGGACUUCAUUGACAGGAAGCUGGUGGUGAGUGUGCGCUGCGGGCUGUGUACAGCGGGAGGAGGAGGUGGGGGAGGAGGUCUUGGUUGUCUAAGGGAGAUGUCAGUCACAGCACUCCGCACCACUGUCACCAUCACAGACACCGGUACGGUGAUGCUGAAUGGCCUGAGGGAACCACUGCCUGUCAUCACGGGGGACCUGGUUGUGCGUAGGGUCUCCUCCUCAUUUCUCCUCAUCCAGGCUUUCGGGGCUCAGCUGCUGUGGCACUUAGAUGGACCUUUGGCCCUCAUCACCCUGCAGCCUGGCUUUGCAAACAAGGUUCGCGGCCUUUGUGGAACGCUUACCUGGAACCAGCACGAUGACUUCCUUACCCCGCAAGGAGAUGUGGAGAACAGUGUGUCGUUGUUUGCGAGCAAAUUCACGACAGAGCAUUGUGCUCCACCUAGAGGGGCUCUACCUGACCCCUGCACCACGUUCACCCAGAGGAGGCAGUAUGCGGAGACAGUGUGCUCCGUCAUACACAGCCCCGUCUUUCAGGCGUGUCAUGACAUGGUGGAGAGGGAGCCCUUUUUCCGUCUCUGUCUUUCGGAGGUUUGUAGCUGUACUCCGCAGAGGUCCUGUCACUGCACCAUCCUCACUGCCUACGGCCGACAAUGCGCUCAGGAGGGUGUCACAGUACACUGGCGCAAUCAAACAUUCUGCGCGGUCCAGUGUUCAGGAGGUCAAGUGUACCAGGAAUGUGGUGGCACAUGCGGUGGCUCCUGUUUCGACUCAAGGAGCUGCGAUGCUGCUGGCGGGGGGACGGGUCUCAGGCUGUGUGUUCCGGGUUGCCAGUGCCCACUCGGGCUAGUGCAGGACCACCAGGGCCAGUGUGUGCCCAUCAAUAUGUGCCCCUGUGUGGAAGGAGACAAGACAUACCAGCCUGGGGCCCGGAUCCAGAACAACUGUAACACCUGUGUGUGUGAGCGCGGGUUGUUUAACUGCACUCAGGAGCGCUGUGAGGAGGUGACCCGGUGCCCAGGCCAUCUAGUCUACUCUCCACGCUCCUGCCUCCCCACCUGCUCCAGCCUGGAUCAACAGCAGGGGUCGGGUGUGGCACAUGAGAGCUGCAGAGAGGCCCUGUCCGCCUGCGUCUGUCCCCGGGGAACUGUGCUGCUAGAUGAUCGCUGUGUUCUUCCAGAGGACUGCCCGUGUCACCACAAUGGUCGGCUUUACUUCAGCAACGAGACCAUUACCAAAGACUGCAACACAUGUGUGUGUAAGGAGCGGCGCUGGCACUGCAGCCAGUCGGCCUGCACCGGUGUGUGCGUGGCGACGGGCGACCCGCAUUACGUCACGUUUGAUGGCCGCUGUUACUCUUUCCUGGGCGACUGCCAGUACGUGCUGGCGGAGGAGACCAACGGUUUGUUCAGCGUGAUGGCAGAAAACGUGCCAUGCGGCAGCACCGGGGUCACCUGCACAAAGUCAGUGACCCUCAGCCUGGGAAAUACUGUCAUACAUCUGCUGAGAGGUAAAGCUGUGGCAGUAAAUGGGAUGCCAGUUAGUCUACCAAAGUCCUACAGUGGCAGUGGUCUGACUUUGGAGAGAGUCGGCCUGUUUGUCUCCCUUUCCUCCCAACUAGGGGUCACUCUGCUAUGGGAUGGAGGUAUGCGCGUGUACGUGCGGCUGGCGGCCCACCUGCGGGGCAGGGUCAGGGGCCUAUGUGGUAACUUUGAUGGGGACACAGAGAACGACUUCACUACCCGGCAGGGCAUCGCGGAGUCAACCGCCGAGCUGUUUGGUAACUCCUGGAAGGUCAGCCCCUCCUGCCCUGACGUGGCAGACCAGGACCUCCGGGACCCUUGUGCUAUUAACACCCACAGGGUGCCCUGGGCCAGGAAAAGGUGUGCAGUCCUGACUCAGGAGCUCUUUUCUCAGUGCCACCCCGAGGUGCCCUUCCAGCAGUACUACGACUGGUGUGUCUACGAUGCUUGUGGCUGUGACUCAGGUGGGGACUGUGAGUGUCUCUGCACAGCCAUUGCGGCCUAUGCCGAAGAGUGUAACCACAGAGGGGUCUACAUCCGCUGGAGGUCCCAAGAACUCUGUCCUAUGCAGUGUGAUAACGGGCUGGUGUACGACCCCUGUGGUCCAGCUUGCUCUCACUCAUGUCCCAGUGUUCAGCCGAGUCCACACUCCCAGUGUGGCGCUCUCUCCUGCGUGGAGGGCUGCUUUUGCCCAGCCGGCACCGUCCGACACGGGGACAGCUGUGUAGUUAUCAUCCAGUGUCCAUGUGAGUGGGAGGGCUCCAUGUUUCCACCUGGAACAGUCAUCACUCAACACUGCCAAAACUGUUCUUGUGAGGUUGGCGUGUGGCAGUGCAGGGGUGUGGCCUGCCCUCCCGCGCCCCCUCCCUGUCUAGAUUCAGAGUAUACCUGUGCUGGGGGGCGCUGCAUCCCCAUCCAGUGGGUGUGUGACAACGAGGAAGAUUGUGGCGAUGGUUCGGAUGAGAUCUGCCCGUCCACCUGCCCCCCAGACAACUUCCAAUGUACCAGCACGCCGAGUGGACCAUGUCUGAACCUGGCUCUGCGUUGUGACGGACACCCAGACUGUUCUGACCAAUCAGAUGAGGAGUUCUGCGGCCCUACCACCCCCACACCCCUGUGCCCGCCCGGGGAAUUUCAGUGUGCCAAUGGAAAGUGUCUGCCAGCCAGCCGAGUGUGUGACGGGCGUCUGGACUGUGGCUUUGCUGACGGUUCUGACGAGCAGGACUGCAGUGUGGUCUGUGAUGAGGGGGAAUUCCUGUGUUCUGGAGGACGUUGCAUUCUGUACCUCCACCGCUGCGACGGACACGAUGACUGCGGAGACCUCAGUGACGAGAGAGGGUGUGUGUGUGCAGCUGGGGAGUUUCAGUGCCCUGGGGAUCAGUGUGUCCCUGUAGACACAGUAUGUGAUGGACACAGAGACUGCCCCUCUGGAACAGACGAAGCUAUCUGUCCUAGUAGAGUGACCUGCGCUCCCGACCAGUUUGCCUGUAGUGAUGGAACAUGUGUGGCCACUACUAAAGUGUGUGAUGGAACGUUGGACUGUGGAGGCGGAGAAGAUGAGAACAGAACCAACUGCUACAUAACCCCGUCACCCUCCCCCGUCUCCUGGACUACUCCCACUUCAGCCUGUAGGUCCUAUGAGUUAAGCUGUGCCACUGGUGGCCAGUGUGUGCCUCAGGCCUGGCGCUGUGAUGGGGAAACAGACUGUAUGGACGGUAGCGACGAGCAGCAGUGCACGGCCCCCUGUGGCCCUGUCCUGGUGCCCUGUCUCAGCGGGGACCAGUGUGUAGACUACCAGCAGCUAUGUGAUGGGAUCCUACACUGCAGGGAUGCCUCAGACGAAAGCAUCGACAACUGUGGUUCUAUUCGGAUACCGCCAUGCCCAGGCAGCUUCCUGUGCGACAACCGCACCUGUGUGAACAUGUCACAAGUGUGCAACGGCGUUCAGGACUGUCCACAGGGUGAAGAUGAGUUUGUGUGUGAUAAAACCGUCUCACCAGAACUCCCUGGCAGUAGGAACACCACUCUCAUCUGCCCUGAAUUUACCUGUACGGACGGAUCCUGUGUCCCCUUUAAUAUGGUGUGUAAUGGUGUGGUAGACUGCCCAAACUCCUCACAAUCACCACUUGGAGGCCCCACUGAUGAGCAGGGCUGUAGAACCUGGAGCUCCUGGGGUCUGUGGACCCCCUGCAGCACCUCCUGUGGUACAGGCUCCAGGAGCCGGCAGAGAACCUGUCCCGCAGGAGAUCCGCUGAGUCACUGUAAGGGACAGGAAUCCCAGAGGCAGCAGUGCUUCAACACCACCUGUCCUGUGGAUGGUCUGUGGCUGCCGUGGGUGAGCUGGGCCAACUGCUCCAGCGGUUGCGGUGGCGUGCAGGUCCGACACAGAGGCUGCAUCCCCCCCCUCUACGGGGGCCGAGACUGUUUCCAGCUCCCCGGGCCGUCCAACCUGCCUACAGAGAUCAAGCCCUGUCCUGAUGAUGGAUGUGCCAACACCACCUGUCCCACUGGGCUGGUGAGACACAGCUGUGCUCCCUGCCCAGUGUCUUGUGCCCACAUCAGCAGUGGGACGAGCUGUGAUGCAAAGGCCCCCUGCUACUCAGGUUGCUGGUGUCCGGAGGGCCAGGUGAUGAGUCAUACGCAACAGUGUGUGUCACCAGAGGAGUGUGUGUGUGAGGCUGCAGGCGUGCGCUACUGGCCGGGCCAGCAGAUCAAGAUAGAUUGUGAGAUUUGUGUCUGUGAGAGAGGAAGGACGCAAAGGUGCCAGCCUAACCCAGACUGCUCAGUGCACUGUGGCUGGUCGUCAUGGACUGAGUGGGGAGAGUGUUUGGGGCCCUGCGGGGUUCAGAGUGUCCAGUGGUCCUUCCGGAGCCCAAACAACCCAAUCAAGCAUGGCGACGGGAGAGCGUGCAGGGGAAUAUACAGGAAAGCCCGCCGGUGCCAGACCAACCCCUGUAAUGAGUGUGAGUACCAAGGUCGGUCCCAUGCUGUCGGAGACAGAUGGAGGUCAGACCACUGCCAGGUUUGUCACUGUCUGCCCAACUCGACAGUGCAGUGUUCCCUCUACUGUCCCCACGCUGUCAGUGGAUGUCCACAGGGCCAAAGUCUGGUGCAUGUAGAAGGAGACAGGUGUUGCUACUGCCAAGGUGACUGUUGGUAUCCUCUGGGUGUCCAGACUCUCCCAGACUCCAGUUUCAGUGCCUCAUCACAGCAGCCUGGUCACCCCCCGCAGGUAGGCCGGCUGCAUUGGAGGGACCCCCAUAGAGACCUCCAGGGUUGGAGUCCAGAACCAGACGAGUAUAAGGACCUACCACAGCGGAGCCCCGAGGCACAGACAAGCAACACCCAGAGCCCAUACCUACAGAUGGACCUGCUGAAGGCAUACAACAUCACAGGUGUCCUUACCCAGGGUGGUGGUGCGUUCGGCACAUUUGUCUCCAGCUUCUACCUCCAGUUUAGCCGGGAUGGCAGACAAUGGUACACCUACAAAGAGCUUAUUACUGACGCCCGGCCCAGAGCCAAGGUUUUUUAUGGUAACCAUGAUGACGGGGGGGUGGCAGAGAUCCGACUGGACAGGACGGUGGUGGCUCAAUUUGUCCGCCUGCUGCCACAUGACUUCCAGAAUGGCAUCUACCUCCGACUUGAGAUUAUGGGCUGCGGGGAUGGUAAACAACCAUCAACUACAACCAUCAGUCCACGCCGCUGCCCAUAUGGUCAGUUCUCCUGCCCCCCACCAGGGGGCUGCAUCAACGCAGGGCUCCGCUGUGAUGGAAUCCCCCACUGUCCAAAAGGGGAGGAUGAAACUGGAUGCCAUGACAUCACCACCGAGUCAGACAGACUAUACACACCCACCCCUGCACCCCUCAGGACACCACCUAAGACUGCUGUCACAGCCACAUCAAUGGUUGGUACCCCAGGAUAUCGUGCCAUCUGCUCCUCUCCGCUCGGAUUGGAGGAUGGGAGAAUUCGAUACGGUCAGCUGACGUCGUCCUCGCACCGCGAGAACAAUCCUGCUGAUGCUGGACGACUGAACAUCGUCCCUAACGUUCAGGUUAUGGAGCCUGGAUGGAGCCCCUUACCUGCAGAUCCUCAGCCCUUUUUCCAGGUGGACUUCUUGGAGCCCACGUGGGUGUCAGGGGUGGUGACCCAGGGCGGGGAGCGCAUGUGGGGUUACCUCACCAAAUACCGCCUGGCCUUUGCCCUGCACAGCAGCCUCUUCACAGACUAUACCGACAAUAGGAACCCUGGCGGCCCUGCUAAGGUUUUUGAGGUACGGAUGGCAGGCAGGAUCCCAGUGACCCGCUGGCUCGGUCGGAUGGUCAGUGCUCGCUACCUGCGAAUCAUCCCUGUGGAGUUCAGACACACCUUCUACCUGCGUGUGGAGAUCCUCGGCUGCAGAGCAGAUGAGCUGGUGACCCCGAGCAGCCUGACCAUGUCCCCCUCUGCUGGCGGGAAAGUGACGGUGCAGCGCUGUGGCCCAGGCCUGUUUGCAUGCCAGCAAAGUGAAGAGUGUGUCUCAGAUACCAAGCUUUGUGAUGGUCGGGCGGACUGCAAGGAUUACUCUGAUGAAAUCAACUGUGGUUUUCCUGGGCUGCAAAAUCAGACCACGGGGGGGAGCAGGUUUUCAUGGUACCGGUAUCUACAGGCGCCUCAGGCCCUCCAGACCAUCAGGUCUCAAGGCGGCCUUCCCCGCAUGGCUACCCCCGGAGUCACAGGUCAAACUUCACCCCAAAAGACAAUGACCUCAAGUACAGGGGUCACUACAGGUCAACCAGGACUUCAUCCCACCACAACCCGUCAUUCUGGAAAACCUGGGUUGCAAACCACUCCAGCCCUGCGAGACGCUACAACUCCGUAUGACGGAGGCCGACCCCGAGUGCUUUGCGUGGAGGGCCAGUUUGCGUGCCGAACAUUUGGCUGUAUCAACUUGGUACAGGUGUGUGAUGGCGGACGGGACUGUUUGGACGGGUCGGACGAGGAACACUGUGGCACCACCCCCCAUGUACCCAGCCCCUGCUCUCCCAAGCAGUUCUCUUGUGAUAGUGGUGAGUGCGUUCACCUCGACCGCAGAUGUGACCUGCAGAAGGACUGUGUGGACGGAUCGGACGAGAGAGAUUGUGUGGACUGCAUCAUGUCCCCUUGGACAGCAUGGAGCGCAUGCAGUGUGUCCUGUGGUCUGGGCUCCUUGUUUCGGCAGAGGGACAUACUGAGGGAGGCUCUGCCCGGAGGGAGCUGCGGUGGAGCUCAGUUUGACAGUCGAGCCUGUUUCCCUCGAGCUUGUCCAGUCGAUGGUCACUGGUCCCAGUGGACCGAGUGGUCGCUUUGUGACACUCAGUGUGGAGGCGGUGUCAGAAGGAGGAACAGAACCUGCUCUGCUCCUCCCCCCAAGAACGGUGGGCGGGACUGUGAGGGCAUGACCCUGCAGAGCCAGAGCUGCAACAGCAAGCCCUGCACCGAAGAGUCCGAGACGCAGACAGGCUGUGUCAACGGCAUGGUUCUGGUGACUGAGAGGGACUGCACAGCCGGUGGGGUCCAGCCGUGUCCUCCUACCUGCUCACAUCUCAGCAUGACUAGCAACUGCACUGCAGCAUGUAUACCAGGGUGCCGAUGUGCCGAUGGUCUCUACCUUCAGGAGGGCCGAUGUGUGAAUGGCAGCCAAUGCGUCUGUCUCUGGGACGGUCAAACGCUACAGCCAGGAGAGACAGUCAGCAAGGACCAGUGUGCCAUAUGCGUGUGCAUGGACGGGCAAGUUACCUGUGACACCUCCCUUUGUGUGGCCACCUGUCAAUGGUCAGCCUGGUCGUCAUGGUCACCUUGUGAUGUAACCUGUGGUCUGGGACUCCAGCAACGCUACAGGUCGCCAUUGAACCCAGCUGGAGCCAUAAGAAUCCAGCCCUGUGCAGGAGACUCCUCGGAGGCCCGCCGCUGCUCCGGCUCCUGUUUCCCUGUGCUGCCAGAUGGAGUUUGGGGCAAAUGGACCAGUUGGUCAGAGUGCAGCAAGACGUGUUUCAACCACGUAGAUGAUGUUGGAAUCAGGCUACGAUUCCGCAGCUGCAACCACACGCUCACAGCCUUUAACGGCACGGUGGAGGACUCGGCCUGUGAUGGAGACGGCGAGGAUCAAGAGCCUUGUAACACUGUCCACUGUCCAGUGAACGGCGGCUGGUCAGCGUGGUCAUCCUGGUCUCAAUGUUCGUCAGAGUGCGACUCCGGCGUCCAAACGAGAGAGAGGUUAUGCAGUUCACCCACCCCACAGCAUGGGGGUAGCAACUGCCCCGGGCCGCACAUACAGACAGGAGACUGUAACUCACAUCCCUGUUCAGGUGUGUGUCCAGAGGGCAUGGUGCAUAUGACAUCAGCAGAGUGCGAGGCUCGAGGCGCCGCGUGUCCGCGCGUGUGUCUGGACAUGACCGCCGGAGAGGUGCAGUGUGUCACCGCCUGUUACAACGGCUGCUACUGCUCCCCGGGCCUCUACCUGCUGAAGGGCCGCUGCGUGCCCCUGGGCCGGUGCCCGUGUUACCACCAGGGGGAGUUGUAUCCAGCCGGUGCCGCGCUGCCGGUGGAUGCCUGCAAUAACUGUACCUGCACUAAUGGAGAGAUGCUGUGCGGAGCAGCUCCCUGCGUUGUGGACUGUGGCUGGAGCAGCUGGACCCAAUGGAGCACUUGCAGUCGAACAUGCGACGUUGGUGUGAGAAGACGCUAUCGUUCGGGAACCAAUCCUCCCCCAGCUUCAGGCGGCCGUCCCUGCAAAGGAGACAGAGUAGGGAUCGACAGCUGCAGCAUUAAGCCCUGCAUUGGUGUGAGGGAGCCAUGGGUUGCGUGGUCUGAGUGCUCUGUGACGUGUGGAGGAGGGUACAGGACCCGAACCCGGGGACCCAUCCGAAUCCACGGCACUGCUCAGCAGUUCAGCGCCUGUAACCUGCAGCCCUGUGGAGACGGCGGAGUGUGUCCUCCCGGCCAGCAGUGGAAGCAGUGUGUGAGGGGAGCAGUGUCAUGUGCAGACCUCACAAUGGAGCUCAGCAGAAACUGCACGCCGGGCUGUCAGUGUCCACACGGGACUAUCCAACAGGAGGGCGCGUGUGUGAGAGAGUCUGACUGCCUCUGUCACUUCGACGGAGAACAGUACAAACCAGGAGACGUCGUCCCCACAGACUGCAACAAUUGCACAUGUGAAGCGGGGAGGCUGGUUAACUGCUCUCAAGUCACCUGCAAUGUUGAUGGGCAAUGGUCAGAGUGGACUCCCUGGGGUCAGUGUUCGACUUCGUGUGGACCGGGUCUCCAGUCUCGGUACCGGUUCUGUUCCAGUCCCCAGCGCUCUGGCAGGGGCCUGCCGUGUCUGGGCCCUCACAGAGAGGACCAAGUCUGCAUCACCGUUCUGUGUGACCGUGACGCAGGCUGGGGGCCGUGGACCAACUGGACAGAGUGUACGAAAUCAUGCGGCGGAGGGGUUCGAAGCCGGAGGAGAGAGUGUAACAGCCCAAGUCCAGAGGGAAAGGGGAACUACUGCGAGGGUCUGGGAACCGCAUUCACAGCCUGUAACACUGAUCACUGUCCAGUGGCGCCAUGCUCGCGGGUGCCAGGCACCGUGUUCAGCAGUUGUGGUCCGUCCUGCCCGCGCUCCUGUGACGAUCUGGCCCACUGUGAGUGGCAAUGUGAGCCCGGAUGCUACUGUACGGGGGGGAAGGUCCUGUCUGAUCACGGGACAGCCUGCGUAGAGAAAGAAGAGUGCCCCUGCAUGGACCUUAGCACCGGACACAGGCUGCAGCCAGGGGAGACCACCGAAUCCCUUGAUGGAUGUAACAACUGCACCUGUCAGGGCGGGAGGCUCAACUGCACAAGACACCCCUGUCCAGUGUCAGGCGGCUGGUGUGAGUGGUCAGAGUGGACUCCGUGCUCGAGGACCUGUGGGGCGGAGUCGGUGUCCCGCUAUAGGAGCUGUGGCUGUCCUGAGCCUAAGUCUGGAGGAGCGCUCUGCGUUGGUGAACAGGAAACACACAAUGGGGUCGGAGCUCAAAUCCAAAGACAGCCCUGCCCUGUCAUCACCUUCUGUCCAGUCCACGGUUCGUGGAGUCCCUGGUCAGCGUGGUCGGUUUGUGACGCGUGUGCCGGGUCGUCCACACGCACCAGGAAAUGUAACAGUCCUCCUGCCAGGUUCGGCGGGCUGCCCUGUCUCGGAGAGAGCAGGCAGAUUCGCGGUUGCCAUGACAACAUCACCGUCUGCUCAGGCUGUGCUGGAGGCCAGGAAGAACGGCCUUGUGGGAAGCCCUGUCCCCGCUCCUGUUCGGAUCUCCAUGGCGACACAGAGUGUGUGGACUCCCCUGCGUGCAAACAUACCUGCGGUUGUCCGGGUGACAUGGUUCUACAGGACGGCGUGUGCGUGGUCAGAGAGGAGUGUCGCUGCAAAUACCACAACAGCUCUGCUUCUGUAAUGAGAUUCAGCGGUCUAGAUUCCAGCAAUGCAUCAUGGGUAUGGCCAGGUGGAUUUGAUUGGCAGUUUGCAAAUCCAGGAGACAGCAUCAUCAGUGACUGCAGAAACUGCUCUUGCAAAGCCGGGGUUCUGCAGUGUAAAUCCGUCCCCGGUUGCUAUGUUGACGGUGGCUGGAGCCAAUGGGGGGCCUGGACUGAUUGCUCGCUCUCUUGCGGAGGAGGGGUCAAAUUCAGGAGACGCCAGUGCGAUAACCCAUCUCCCCAGAGCAGCGGGAGGGGCUGCCUGGGAGUCGCUGAACAGCAGAUGAGCUGCAACAUGCACCUGUGCACAGACUCUGUGGGCCCCUGGCUCCCCUGGUCUCCGUGGUCUGAAUGCUCAGUCAGCUGUGGUGGAGGGCAGCAGUCUCGCUCUCGUCUCUGCAGCUCGCCACCCUGCAGCGGCCCCAGCCGCCAGAGCAAGACGUGCAACACCCAGGUCUGCCUCGAAGUGGGCUGUCCCCCAGGUAGGUUGUACCGGGAGUGUGAACGAGGCGAAGGCUGUCCGUUCAGCUGCGCUCAGGUCAGCGGAAGAGAGGGCUGCUACUCGGAUGGCUGCGAGGAAGGCUGCCACUGUCCCCCUCACACCUACCAGCACCGCGGCAUCUGCAUGCAGGAGUGUCCUUGUUUGGUGGACAAAGACUUCAUGGGCUCCCUGCAGAGUGUUUCUGUGACGCCGGUCUCAUCUCUGCUCCUCCAUAACAUCUCUGAGGGGGUAGAGGUUCAGUCUGAAGCCGCACUGACCCACGAAUGCAGCACCUGCGGCUGCAAGCAUGGCAGGUGGAACUGUUCCCUGGCACAUUGCCAGGUCAACGGAGGUCUGUCCCCCUGGGGCUCGUGGAGCCCCUGCUCGCUGUCCUGUGGUGGUCUGGGACUGAAGACUCGCUCCAAGAGCUGCACACAGCCAGCCCCGGCCCAUGGUGGAAGAAACUGCCAGGGGCCACGCCAGGAGACCACCUACUGCCAGGCGCCUGAGUGCCCAGUGAUUGUCGGCCCUACAGAAGAACCAGCUUUACCAGAUGAGGAUGCUGGCUUCUCACCAUGGUCCUCAUGGAGUCCCUGCACCAGGCCCUGCACUGAUGUCCUUAGCCCAGUGAGAAAAUCACGUCAUCGGCAGUGUGUCAGGCCCCCCUGCUUUGGAAGCUCUCACCAGGAGAAGGCUUGUAACCUGCCUCAGUGUCCAGAUGGAGACGAGGUGUGUGUGGGGGCAGACUGUACCACGAGGAACUGCUCGUGGACAGAGUGGGGGGCCUGGGGGUCCUGCUCGCGGUCCUGCGGAGUGGGUCAGCAGCAGAGGAUUCGCACCUUCCUCAGCCCGCGGACCAACGGGUCGUGGUGUGAGGACAUCUUGGGAGGACACCUGGACCAUCGUUUCUGUAACAUCAAACCCUGCCGAGUGGAUGGAGGCUGGUCCCGCUGGAGUCCCUGGUCUCGCUGUGAUAAGCACUGUGGCGGCGGGCGCUCCAUACGCACUCGCUCCUGCUCCAGCCCUCCGCCCAAGAACGGAGGGAAGAAAUGUGUAGGAGAGAAGAACCACCUCAAACCCUGCAACACCAAACCCUGUGACGAGAGAGGAUGCCCGCCGGGCCAGGUGUCGGUGCCGUGUGCCAAUGAGUGUCCACAGCGCUGCUCUGACCUCCAGCAGGGCAUCGAGUGCCAGGGGAACACCGAAUGUCAGCCUGGCUGUCGCUGCCCUAAAGGCCAGCUGCAGCAAGACGGGGUAUGUGUGCAGCAGUGGCAGUGUGACUGCGUGGACUCACUGGGACAUGUGUGGGCGGCCGGCAGUUCACAUCAAGCAGACUGUAACAACUGCAGCUGCUCCGACGGACAGCUCGUGUGCACCAAUCAGAGCUGCCAGGCCACCUGCCUCUGGAGCUCCUGGUCCAGCUGGGCGCUGUGCAGCGUCUCCUGUGGGACGGGCCAGAGAACCAGAUACAGGUCUCUGGUCCCGGACACGGAAGGAGCAGAUUGCCAGUUUGAAGAAGUCCAGCACAAACCCUGCGACCCAGGACCCUGUCCACCUCUCUGUGUCCAUGACGACCGGGAGCUUGGAGUGGGGGACACCUGGCUGCAGGGGGAGUGUAAACAGUGCACAUGCACCCCAGAGGGAGAUUACUGCCAAGACAUUGAUUGCACAGUGGACGGUGGUUGGACCCCUUGGUCAGUUUGGUCCGACUGCUCAGUGACCUGCGGACGGGGAACACAAGUCCGAACCCGAGCCUGCAUCGACCCCCCUCCGCGUAACAACGGGUCUCAGUGCGGAGGGCCGGAGCAAGAGACACAGGACUGUCUCCCUGCUCCCUGUCUGGACGACCUUUGCCCCUGGUCGCCAUGGUCACCGUGUUCUCGGAGCUGCGGCGCCGGGUCUGUGGUGCGGCGCAGGGCGUGUUUGUGCGAGGAGGGAGGAGACACAGCGUGUACCGCUGAGAUCGAGGGGGAGAGGAACAGAGAGGAGACGCAGCUGUGUUACAAGCAGCCCUGUUCAGGCUGCCCCAUGUCGGAUUGGAGCAUCUGGUCUGAGUGCUCCUGUGCAUCUCAGAGGCAGCUGCGCUACCGUGUAGCUCUCUCUCCAGCCAUCAGGGGGCAGCAGUGCACUCCUGUUGAAACACAGAGCAGGACAUGCAGUCUCAAUCCGUGUGAUGAUUGCAAAGCCCCUUUUGUGUACUCUGCAUGCGGCGUGCCGUGUGAGAAGCACUGUGCCCUGCAGGGCCGCAGGGAUCAGUGUGGAGGUGUCCGUGAGUGUACACCUGGCUGCUAUUGCCCACAGGGCCUCCUGCAGCAGAAUGGUAGCUGUGUUCCGGCAGAACAGUGUGGCUGCAUCCACCUCCAGCAGCAACCCUCAGGCCACCCGCCCACACCUGUCACUGUACCUCUAGGGGCCAUGAUCACCAUAGGCUGCAGUUCCUGCCUUUGCCAUGACGGAACUUUGCAGUGUGACACGAGAGACUGUGAAGUCAUACUCAGCGAGUGGUCCGAGUGGACUCCCUGUUCUCCCUGCGUACCAUCUUCCUCCCUGCAACUCAGCCACUCCACGGCAGGGGUCAUCAGUGCCAGUCAGAUGCUCUCAACCCAGCGGCGUUUCCGGGCCUGUUUGGACUUGUAUUCGGGUGUCCCAGUCUCUAAAGAGGAGGAGGAAAGCCAAUGUCCAGGACCUCUGGUGGAGGAGAGGCUCUGUCCAGAUUCUAACCUCUGCAGAGAUAUGUGUCAGUGGAGUGCCUGGAGCGCUUGGACAGCCUGCGCGGAGCCUUGCAGCGGGGGAGUCAGGCAGCGCUACAGACGGCCCCUGGUCUCUCCUCCAGGACCCCUCUGUCGGAGUCAACAGACACAGAGCCAGAGCUGCAACACAGGACUCUGUCCAGGUGAGCGCUGUGAGGAUAGGGGGCGGACUUACCAAGAGAGCUGUGCCAAUCAAUGUCCUCGUAGCUGCACGGACUUAUGGGAGCAUGUGCAGUGUCUGCAGGGAGCAUGUCACUCAGGUUGUCGGUGUCCGAAGGGACAGUUGCUGCAGGACGGCCUCUGCGUGCCAGUGACAGAGUGUCGCUGUGGUAUCCCAUCAGGCAACGGCACGCUGGAGUUCGACCCUAAAGAGGAGAUUUCUAUUGACUGUAACACCUGUGUGUGUGAGAACGGCACUUUGGCGUGCACCAAGCUUCAGUGCCCGGUUUAUGAGCCCUGGAGCCCAUGGAGCUCCUGCUCAGCCUCCUGUGGACACGGCCAGAUGACAAGGACACGUCUUUGCCAGGACACGGAGGGCAGCCCUUCCUGUGCUGACACCACGCAGAGGGAGAGCUGCGAUCUGCCAUCAUGUCCAGCGGGAUGUUUGUUGAAUGAGUGGUCCUCGUGGACCGAGUGCAGCGCCACCUGUGGCGGCGGGUUGACUGUACGUAACAAGACGGUCCUCAGAGAGCCAGAGCCCGGUGGGGCGGCCUGUGUUGGACCAGUUGAACAGCACACAGUGUGCAACACCAACAGCUGCCUGCCGGAGUGCCCUAGCGGGCAGGUGUUUAAUGACUGUUCAGGUUCCUGUCCGUAUACCUGUGAGGACCUGUGGCCACACACUCAGUGUUUACCUGGACCUUGCACCCCAGGGUGCAGCUGCUCUCCUGGACAGGUGUUGUAUGAAGGCUCCUGUCGGCCCCACGCCGACUGUCCCUGUUCCACGCUUUCUCUGCCGCCGGGUCACCUGCUCUGGAAUAUAAGCACUGAGGAGAUGACAGAAACUUGGCUGCCACCUGGAACGGCCGUUCAGCACUUGUGCAACACAUGCGUGUGCCAAGGAGGAGUGUUCAACUGCACCUCAGAGCUCUGUGAUGUGGACUGCGAGUGGUCCAGCUGGUCCCAGUGGACCACCUGCUCAGCGAGCUGUGGCACGGGGCAACAAAGCUCCACCAGAGUCAUCCUGCAGCCCAGCCGGUACGGAGGGGCCCCGUGCGAGGGCCCCGAGCACCGCACCAAGACCUGCCCGGCCCCCGACUGUGCGUGUCCUGACAGCGAGCAGUGGGGGAGGAGCACGUUGGAUGAGCUGACGCUGUGCGAGCGGAGCUGCUGGGACAUUUACUCCUCCUCUCUUGUCAACUGCAGCCGCUCCAGUGAGGGAUGUGUGUGUCGGGAGGGGCUUUACCGCAACCCGGGGGGCGUUUGUGUCAUCGCCGCCCUCUGUCCUUGCCAUGACCAGGGCAUCCAGCGGGAGGCGGGAGCAAAGUGGGAGGACGGCUGUCAGUCGUGUCGUUGCGUCAACGGGAAAAAAUUAUGCCAGUUAAGAUGUCCGCCACUCCACUGUGAUGAGGCGGAGGUGAAGGUGGAGGAGCCAGGUAACUGCUGUCCAGUCUGUAGGAAGCCAUUUCCAGAUGAGCCCGUGCCAGAGUGUCGGCGCUACGUGCAGGUCAAGAACAUCACCAAGGGAGACUGUCGGCUUGACAACGUGGAGGUCAGCUCCUGCAGGGGACGCUGUCUGUCCAGCACCAAUGUCAUCCUGGAGGAGCCCUACCUGCAGUCAGUGUGUGAGUGCUGCAGUUACCGUUUGGACCCGGACAACCCAGUGCGUUUCCUCAGCCUGCAGUGUGAGAGCGGGGAGAGCGAGCCGGUCGUCCUGCCUGUCAUCCACAGCUGUGAGUGCACCAGCUGCCAAGGAGGUGACCUUUCCAGACGCUAAGCGAGUGUGUCGAGUAUGUGUGUGUGUGUGUGUGUGUGUGUGUGUGUGUGUGUGUGUGUGUGUGUGUGACCUGUGUGUGUGUGAGAGUGUGAAAGUGUAAGCAAGGCAGGUGUAAAAGCUAAGUCCAGUGAGAUUUCCCCACUGAAAGGCACAUGGAAGGAUGAGAGGACAAAUGAGAUUGCUGUGGUGCUGCAUCAUCACAUGACGCUCCUCCAGAUCUUCAUUCUGAAACCUGUACAGCCUUUUUCUACUGUGUAUUUAUAGUAAUAUUAAAGGACCUGUGACUUAUUAUGCAUUUAAAUAUGUUUCAUAUGUAUAUGUUUUAAGAGAAUGUGACAGAAGUCUUCUUUAAGUGGGAGUUUACCAUGAAACUGGUUAUAUAUUCUUAACAUAUCGCAGUUGCUCAAUAAACGGUUUUCUACAUUUGGAGAACA